This is a messenger RNA of Asparagus officinalis (garden asparagus), 2160 nucleotides long. RefSeq lists its product as uncharacterized. Bases 355 to 1818 code for a protein of 487 amino acids. Lineage: Eukaryota; Viridiplantae; Streptophyta; Magnoliopsida; Asparagales; Asparagaceae. The transcript has 5 exons. The record is from RefSeq and is a predicted model, not a curated record.
CAGGUGGAAGCUGUGAUUUCGCCAUUUCUCGUUUCCCCUUUUCUUUUUUUCAUUUCAUUUUAUUUUUUUAUUUUAUUUUCGAGGUUUUUAAUUUUUCUUCUCUCUCCUCCCCCCCCCCCCCCCAAAAGCGAACGCUAUAGUCUGUGUAAUAAGGGAACGAUACGAUCUUUCUCUCUCUAGCCAUGGCGACUGAUAGCAUCUCAACUCAACCACUGUGAUCAGCUGCUCGAGAGUAUCUUCAGAAACUAAAUUGUGAAUCUCUAGUUCAGAACUGCUGCUUGUUAUUUUGAACUCCAUUCGGUUCUUCUGGAUCACACCUGACCUCAAGACCUGCUGAGCAAAUUGAAUAAAACGAUGGGUUCAAGAUUCCCAUCCCAUCAACUCAGCAAUGGCCUUUAUGUUUCAGGCAGGCCUGAGCAACCAAAGGAAAAACCUCCUACAAUGAGCUCCACAGCAGUGCCAUAUACUGGCGGGGACAUCAAAAAAUCAGGAGAACUCGGAAAGAUGUUUGACAUUCACGUGGAAAAAUCAAGAAAAUCCGGUCCUAUCGCAAAUGCUCCUUCAAGAAACGCAUCAUUUGGUGGCACUGCUUCACACUCUGGCCCUAUUAAUGCUGCUGGUCGACCCAGCUACUCUGGUUCUCUUUCCUCUGGUGCUCCAGGGGCAUCUCUAGUCACUGGAGGAUCAAAUAGACAGAAAUCUAAUUCUGGACCUCUUAAUAGACACGGAGAUCCAAUUAAGAAAUCAUCUGGUCCUCAGUCUGGUGGGGUGACCCCGAUGUCUCGUCAAAAUUCUGGGCCCCUUAAUACACCUGUGCUCCCGACUACAGGCCUCAUCACUUCUGGGCCAAUCUCUUCGGGCCCACUGAAUUCAUCCGGUGCACCUAGGAAAAUUUCAGGUCCUCUGGAUUCUACUGGUUCAAUUAAACUACAUCAUACUGCCUCAGUUGUCCAUAACCCAGCUGUUACUAAUCUGAGUCAGGAAGAAGAUUAUUCAUUCAAGGGGAGUGUACCGAAGCCGGUAAUGUGGGCUGUGAUUCUACUGUUUGUGAUGGGGUUCAUUGCAGGAGGAUUUAUUCUAGGUGCUGUUCACAAUCCUGUGCUCCUCAUUGUUGUGGUGGCUUUCUUUGGCGUGGUCGCUGCGCUUUUCAUUUGGAAUAGAUGGUGGGGGAGGAGAGCGGUUAUAGGAUACAUUGCCAGAUAUCCUGAUGCUGAGCUAAGGACCGCAAAAGAUGGACAAUAUGUCAAAGUCUCCGGGGUUGUUACAUGUGGAAAUGUUCCCCUUGAAUCAUCAUUUCAGAAGGUCCCUAGAUGUGUGUUCACAUCUACUAGUUUAUAUGAGUACAGGGGGUGGGACUCAAAGGCUGCCAACUCUCAGCAUCGUCGUUUUACAUGGGGACUCAGAUCAAUGGAGAGGCAUGUGGUUGACUUUUAUAUCUCGGAUUUCCAGUCUGGGUUGAGAGCCUUGGUCAAAACUGGCUAUGGUGCAAGAGUGAUGCCUUAUGUUGACGAAUCUGUUGUGAUUGACAUUGAUCCAAACAACAAAGAUAUGUCUCCUGAAUUCCUCAGGUGGUUGGCUGAGAGGAACCUUUCAAGUGAUGAUCGUGUAAUGCGCAUGAAAGAAGGGUACAUAAAAGAGGGCAGCACAGUUAGUGUAAUGGGGGUUGUUCAAAGGAAUGAAAACGUGCUGAUGAUUGUUCCACCAUCAGAGCCAUUUUCCACAGGAUGCCAAUGGUUAAAAUGUAUACUCCCUGCAAACCUCGAUGGCAUUGUUUUGAGAUGUGAAGACACUUCAAAGAUUGAUGUUAUACCGGUCUAGUAAAUUUCUGAAGCUGUUCAAUAGUUAUAUGUAUAUGCCGACUCCAGUAUUUUAUUUGUUGGCUGCUGGCAGUAGCAAUGUCUGAAACUGUGUCUACCAAAAAUCUGUUGCACAAGUUUUAAGAUGGUGUUGAUGUAUUUCGCGCUGGGUUUGGUUGUAUAGCUUUUGUGAUUUCCCCCUUUUUUUCCCCUUUCCUUAUUUUGUUUAUUAGGCUUGCAGGCUUUCUGUAACAAAGGUUGGAUUAACGUCGUGUUUGUAAGGAGAAUUAGAAUGGUAAAGGUUGGAUUUAUGUUGAGAAGAAUGAAAAGGAUUGUUGGUAUUAAACGAAAUUUGUUUUCGGCA